Messenger RNA from Rana temporaria (common frog), 8898 nucleotides. RefSeq names its product microtubule associated monooxygenase, calponin and LIM domain containing 3 (gene MICAL3). NCBI's taxonomy places the organism in Eukaryota, Metazoa, Chordata, Amphibia, Anura, Ranidae. Gene Ontology annotation, molecular function: FAD binding; protein binding. The record is from RefSeq and is a predicted model, not a curated record. The transcript has 42 exons. The coding region runs from base 166 to 6780 and encodes 2204 amino acids.
GCCGUCCGCUGGAUACAGUGUAGCAUAGAGGAGGAGAGCGGAGUGCGGCGGGGCGGAUCUCCCGGGAUGCGGCUCUGAGGUAAAAGAUGGCAGUCCUUUAGAAGAGCCUAAAAAGAGAGCCGCAGUGGUGGCUCCCCAUCCCCCCUACCCCUUCCGGCCUGAACUAUGGAGAAUGGCCAAAAUGGUAGGGUGAACCCGGCUCACGUCCUGUUUGACCGCUUUGUCCAGGCCUCCACCUGCAAGGGGACAUUCAAAAGUUUUCAGGAACUAUGCGACCACCUGGAGCUGAAACAACGGGACUACCGCUCCUUCUACCCCAAACUCAAGUCCAAACUUAACUACUGGAAGGCCAAAGCCCUGUGGACGAAAUUGGACAAACGAUGUUCCCACAAGGACUACAAGAAGGGCAAGGCCUGCAGCAACACCAAGUGUCUGAUUAUUGGCGCUGGGCCAUGCGGUCUGCGUACUGCCAUCGAGCUUUACUUCCUCGGGGCCAGGGUAGUGGUAGUGGAAAAGAGAGAUGCCUUUUCGCGGAACAACGUCCUUCAUUUGUGGCCCUUCACCAUCCAUGACCUGCGGGGACUGGGAGCCAAGAAAUUCCAUGGCAAGUUCUGUGCUGGGGCCAUCGAUCACAUCAGUAUUCGCCAGCUGCAGCUAAUACUUCUGAAAGUGUCACUCAUCCUGGGAAUUGAGAUUCAUGUCAAUGUUGAGUUCCAGGGGCUGAUUGAACCACCAGAAGAUCAAGAGAAUGAGCGAACGGGCUGGCGGGCCACAGUCCAUCCUAAAGAUCACCCAGUGUCUGAGUUUGAUUUUGAUGUCAUCAUCGGUGCGGAUGGCAGGAGGAACACUUUGGCGGGUUUCCGCAGGAAGGAGUUUCGUGGGAAGCUGGCCAUCGCCAUCACGGCAAAUUUCAUUAACCGGAACACGACGGCAGAGGCAAAGGUGGAGGAAAUCAGCGGCGUGGCCUUCAUCUUCAACCAGAAGUUCUUUCAGGAUUUGCGGGAGGCUACAGGUAUCGAUCUGGAGAACAUUGUCUAUUACAAGGAUGACACGCACUACUUUGUCAUGACCGCUAAAAAGCAGAGCUUGCUGGAGAAAGGGGUCAUCUUACAGGAUUAUGCCGACACCGAGAUGCUUUUGUCACGUGCCAACGUGGACCAGGAGGCGCUGUUGAACUACGCCACAGAGGCUGCUCGCUUCUCCACCAAUCAGCAGCUGCCCAACCUGGACUUUGCCAUCAAUCAUUAUGGGCAGCCGGAUGUAGCCAUGUUCGAUUUCACCUGCAUGUAUGCCUCAGAGAAUGCCGCACUGGUGCGAGAGAGGAAUAGUCAUCGACUGCUUGUGGCACUGGUGGGCGACAGCCUUCUAGAGCCUUUUUGGCCAAUGGGAACAGGCAUCGCUCGAGGUUUCCUGGCUGCCAUGGAUUCGGCCUGGAUGGUACGCAGCUGGGCACAAGGAGCCAGUCCACUGGAAGUGGUGGCUGAGAGGGAGAGUAUUUAUAGGCUCCUUCCCCAGACUACACCAGAAAAUGUCAGUAAAAACUUUAACCUGUACAGCAUUGACCCAACCACCCGUUAUCCCAACGUCAACCUGCAGUUUCUACGACCCAGCCAGGUGCGACACUUGUACAACACAACAGAAAUGAAGGAUCUUAACUUGGAAAUAAGCAAUCACAUUAAUGCACAAAGAACACCAAAACUCGGCAGAAAUGAGUCAGUGGCUCGGUCCAGUAAGCUUUUGGGGUGGUGUCAGAAGCAGACUGAAGGUUAUGCAGGAGUCAACGUUACUGACUUGACAAUGUCCUGGAAAAGCGGCCUUGCGCUCUGUGCCAUUAUCCACCGCUAUCGCCCAGAGCUAAUAGAUUUUGACUCUCUGGAUGAGCGAGAUGUGGAGAAGAAUAACCAGCUGGCAUUUGAUAUCGCAGAGCGUGAGCUGGGUAUCUCUCCGAUCAUGACCGGGAAGGAGAUGGCAUCUGUCGGGGAUCCGGACAAGCUUUCCAUGGUGGUUUACCUCAGCCAGUUCUAUGAAAUGUUCAGGGAGACUUCUGGAUCCGACAAUGCCGAUCCAAAUACAGACGAGAAGGCUGCUCUCCUUGCAACUGCCAAAUCUCCCAUCUCUUUCCUCAGCAAGCUGGGUCAGACAAUCUCUCGGAAGCGUACUCCGAAGGACAAGAAGGAAAAAGAUGUGGACAGUUCUGGGAAGAGGCAGAAGACGAGCCAAUCUGAAGAUGAGGAGGGUCCGCGGACUCUGCGGGAGGAGCGCCCUUCCCAACUGAGCUCUGGAACAGACAAGAGAUUGGACACUGCAGCCAACAACCAGAACAAAGUGAAGUCAAUGGCGACACAGCUACUGGCUAAAUUUGAGGAGAAUGCUCCAGCACCUAACACAGGCCUGCGGAAGCAGAAACCCUUAUUGCCUUACCAGCAGCGCUUACUAGAACAGGCUGCCCUCAAUCACAAAGAGCCACAGUGGAAACAGCCCAGGUAUGAUGACCUGCCCCGGACUUGCCCAAAAAAGGUCAUCAGUCUGUACUCUCGGCCGUACCCUGUCCAAAGCCCUUUGAUGCAGAGUAGCCCGGUGCCGCCUGGCGACCGCAGGGAGACGUGUCCCAGCCCGGAGAGGUUCGAUCUUGAAACCGCCCGUCGCUCUCCAGUUGACCAGUGGCAGCAUUCUGUCUCCCUUCGCUCCACUGAACGCCCUGCCUCCCCCUCUUACGAUGACAUCCGACAGAAGUACAUAAAGAUAUACACAGGUGGUGUGAGCUCAUUGGCUGAACAGAUAGCCAAUCAGCUGCAAAAGAAGGAGACCCCCAAGCCUCUGUUUGGGAAGAAAGUGGCUUCAUUCAGGAAGGAGUUCCCACAGAACAUCGGUGGGAGUGAUGUCUGCUUUUUCUGCCACCGCCGAGUGUACGUAAUGGAACGUCUAAGUGCUGAAGGCAAAUUCUUUCACCGCAGCUGCUUCAAGUGUGACUACUGCAACACCACACUGCGCCUGUCUGCCUACGCCUAUGACCUGGAGGAUGGAAAGUUUUACUGCAAACCGCACUACUGCUACCGGCGCUCCGGCUACAGCCAACGAAAGAGAGCAGCAGCACCUUCACUUGUGAACAAGGAGAUAAAAGGAGUGGCGAGAGACUCCCCAGAUGCUGAAGAGCCUGGACGAGUUGCCGUGUCCCCCGUAUCCACUGUGGAGAAGACCCCAGGUCCGAGUCUAAACGGUGUUGAAGACCACAGUCUGGCCAAGAGGCUCCGAGCCACUCCAGAGCGCAUUGAGCUGGAGAAUUAUCGGGUGUCCAUGCAAAAGGAGGAGCUAGAGGAGGUCCCGGAAGAGACACUGGCGGAGCACAACCUGAGCAGCCUGCUGGAUAAAGGUGGAGAAGAUGAGGAGGAAGCUGUCAGCAGUAGCUCUGAGUCAGAAAUGGAAGAUGAUGAAGAGCAGCUGCCCUCCUCUGACCUCGGGGGCGUACCAUGGAAGGAGGCAGUGAAGAUUCAUGCCAAACUGAAGGGGAAGAGUGCGGGGGAGGAUGAGGGAGCACUGGAGGCUGGAUAUAGUGAAGAUGAUGAAGAAGAGGAGGAGUCUGAAGAGGAGGAGGAGGAGCCGUCCAGUGAAGAGGGCGAGUAUAGCCCCUGGGAGAGGGAGCUCCAGCAGGGUCUCUGGCUCCACCGUAUAACUGAUGAAGACACAGUUGGUACUUUUAAAGCAGGGAACCUCAAACUGCAGCAGGCGUUGUCCCCAGUGGACCCUAUGGAGAUUAAGGCCGAUGUUCACUGGACUCACAUACACAAGGUUAACGAAGAGCAGGAGGGGGAAGAAGUGGGCGUGUCAUCUCCAUCCAAAGUGCUCAAGCUCCCGUCCCAUCAACAUGACCCUGUUAGAGCGUGGCUGGAGUCCGUGCCUAGAGCACCAUGCGAGGAUGAAGACGCAGAGGCUGAGGUUCUUGGGUCGGGUCUUGCCCAGGCUGAAGCGGGAGGUGAUGGGGACACAUCUGCUGAUCUUGGUGACGAUGAUGACAUUCCAUCAGACGCAGAAGCAGAAGAACGUCUGCAGCAGGCAGAAAGACUGAAACUUAAACUGAAUGAGGAUCUGGAGUUGGAAGCAGUGACUCAGGCUUAUCCGGUAGAUGAAAGACCUCUUAGUCCAGUUGCAGUGACCCCACAGACGGCAGUGUUGUCUCCCAUCAGAAGCCCUAAAGAGGAUGUUGAGAAGACCUCCAUGAGGUCUCCUCUACAGGACCUGGCCUCUCCGGGAGUACGUUUCUUCCCUGAACCUUUCUUGCUACAGACAGGAAGCAAAGUGACUAAUCCUUCAGAACAGAACCUUCAGACCCCUGUCUCACCUGUGUGCUCCCAACCGGUUGCAACAAAUGAACCAGUUAUCCCUACUUCUCCUGUGAAAUCUUCUCCACUCUCACCUCUUGGACGUCCACUGAGGACACCAACCUCGCCCAUCUGUUCUCAACCUCUUCCUUCGACAGAGCCAGCCAUUCCCUCCUCAGCCACUUCCCCUGUAUGCCUUCAGCCUUCCCCGGUAAUCACUUCAACUCCUCUGACCAAACUGCCUUAUGCUGGUCAAGACCUGGCCAGCCCCAAUUCGGAGGAGGAAAUUAAACGCAUUGAUUUAAUAGAAGAGUUCUGGACGAAAAGUGCGGAGAUUCGUCGCAGCCUUGGGUUAACACCUGUUGACAGAAGUCGGACACCCGAAAUUAGUUUUCCAGCCAUUGAAACAUCUGCUCCACGGUCACAGCUACCCAAGUCCACUGCCAAGGAGCUGAAAUCUCCAUCACUGAAACCUCAACAGGUCCCUAAGAAGGUGAAUCCAAGCAGAUUGGACACUGAGCUCCUCUCACCGCUUACACCAAUAUCACCAUCUGAGAAGGAGCUUAAGAGCUCAGAAGGUGAAAAAAAAGACCUUUCAACCAGUUCUGGCCUAGGUUUGAAUGGUAGCCAUUCCAAUACGCGGACAGUGGCCAGUGAGAGCUUUAAUACAUCGGACUCUGCAAUGCUUACUCCUCCUUCAAGCCCUCCUCCUCCCCCACCCCAAGGAGAAGAGCCUGCUACUCUUCGCCAUGGUCGGGCUUCCUGGCAGAAUGGACCAGAGGCCACCCAAACACCCCCCCAAGCACAAGUUAAAGCCCCAGAGGUCCACAAACCCACUCCAAGGUUAGAAGAAAUUCGAAAGUCCUUUGUAGAGAGCGUGGAUGAAAUCCCUUUUGCAGAUGAUGUUGAAGACACUUAUGAUGAAAGGACUGAGAACUCUAGCCUCCAGGAAAGGUUCUACACCCCACCAACCAGUUUAAGAAAGCCCCAAAGGCUGGUACUUACGAAGGAGAAUGGAAAAUUGCCAACUUCCUUGGAAAGGAGGGACCAUAGAAAGAGAGGCCUUCCACAAGUAACUCCAGAAGUUAAAGAACUGGCUGAGGAAAGGAUGAGAGCACGAGAGAAGUCUGUAAAAAAUCAGGCUUUAAGGGAUGCCAUGACACAACAGCUAAUGAAAAUGAAGCAGAUGGAAACUGUCCCAUCUGUGAGGACAUCCAGAGCCCAAGGCUCAUCUUCCACCAAACUCACUACAGAUCUUCCAGCAGAGUCCAGACGAACAGGGACUCAUCCUGAGGCAUCCACCCUGAGACUAGAGAACUCUGCAGAAGUCUUAUUGUCUCUGCCACCUGCUGAUGGCUCCAUUACAUCUUCGGAGGGGUCUGGAGGGAAACCCAAAAAGAGGCCUUCUCUGUUCUCCCCAAGAAAGAAGGAGAAAAAAUCAAAGGGGGAGGCAAAUCGCUCAUCUGAUAAAACAGAGGAAGGUACUAAACCCAAAUCACUGUGGAAAUCUGUCUUCUCUGGGUACAAGAAGGAGAAGAAGAAGAAAACAGCAGAUGACAAGUCUUCCCCAAGCACACCAUCCAGCAGCACCACCGUGGACUCGGGGAAGGUCAAAGUGUCCAAUAUGGUUCGCGGAGCAGAAUUGCCACUUCGGCGGCACCUAAGCUUCUCGGAAGACUCAGACCUGUCAAGCGAUGAUGUCUUAGAGAAGUCCUCACAGAAAUCAAAGCGAGAGUCGGUCUAUGUCCCCCAUGCCUUGGCAUUCAGACGGUCAUAUUCAUCCAAGAAAACCUACACGGACGAAGAGCUAAAUGCCAAGCUUACUAAGAGAGUUCAGAAAGCUGCUCGGAGACAAGCCAAGCAGGAGGAGUUGAAGAGGCUGCACAGGGCACAGAUAAUCCAACGGCAGUUAGAGCAGGUGGAGGAAAAGCAGCGACAGUUGGAGGAGAGGGGGGUAGCGGUGGAGAAGGCUCUCCGUGGGGAAGCAGACUAUUGGGGAGAGUCAUAUUACAGUGACCUCAUCGAUUUGCACCUGGGUGUUGAUCCCAUUGUGGGGACUCCACGGCGUAGACCUAUCUCCUUCUGUCCCUGUUGUGCCCACGAAGGGAUGGGCAAGAAGGAUGACCCCAAACUGAUGCAGGAGUGGUUCCGCCUUGUGCAGGAGAAGAACGCGCUGGUUAGAUAUGAGUCUGAGCUGAUGAUAUUUGCCCGCGAGCUGGAACUGGAGGACAGACAAAGCCGACUACAGCAGGAGCUACGAGAGCGCAUGGCAGUUGAGGAUAAUCUAAAGACAGAGGAAGAGUUAUCAGACGAGAAGAAAAUCCUGAACGAGAUGCUGGACGUUGUGGAGCAGCGAGAUGCGUUAGUGGCACUGCUGGAGGAGCAGCGUCUGCGCGAGAAAGAGGAGGACAAAGAUCUAGAAGAAGUCAUGUUAUCUAAAGGUUAUAACAUGAACUGGUCCUGAGGUCUCCCCUGCUGUCCCCUAACUAUAGAGGGGUUCAUUCGUCUUAUAUGUGAAGGUGGGCAGAGAACCUCAGAGGAAAAGGGCGUUGCUCAAUGGAGCUGUUACAUGAACCUGUAGACCCUUGCAGAGUUCUUCUGGGGCCCGCCACGAUGGAGGGACAUUUAAAAGGGAGAUAGCGUUUGUUACAGACAGGACGUUUCACUUCAAGUGCGACACUGAAAAGUUUCUAAUCAGGUUUACAUUAUGCUGCCAUUUCUGCGGUGCCGUGCAUGACCACUUGUGAUCCUUCCCACCGACUCAAGAGGUUUUCGUUUGUUCUUUUCUUGUUCUUUUUUGUCCAGCGCCGCGGACAAUAACGCAAGUGAGUGUCACUUGCACUUUGAACAUUUGGCCACUAGGUGGCUGUUCCUUUACGUUUUUCUGGUUUAGUCUUUCUCCCAAUGGAUUUUAAUGGAACGUGCAUUUCUCAAUGUUUGAGUUUGUUUCCAAAUGGAAGGAAAAGCGUCGUUAGGAAGUUUUGUGUUUUGUUAUUUGCCCCAGAAUUGUUUAUUCGACAUUGAUAGUAAGAAGAGGGGGGAGAUAUCUGCAUGAUUAUAGGGUAAUGUUGUAGCCCAAAAAAAAAUUAACUCUGAACUGCCCGCAAUGUAUAUGCAAACACUCACAGAUUGUAACCUACACUGAAUGACAAAAAAGUUUUGUUUUCAUUUUAAAUCAGAAAAAGGCUAAUCAAUCACAGACCUGAUUAUAUUUUAAGUGAUUAUUUUGAGUUCUCUUGAAAGCCCUCCCCAGUUAACAUUCUGUUCCGCUGUUCAGUUUGGUGGAGCACUGUCCUGGUAUGGGGGAGGGAAUGCUGUCACUUGGAGGAAGGAUUUUGUGUAAGCUCUGAAACAGAUGGACAUGCAGGUUACCCAGAAACUAUACCCAGGGCUCCUGCCAGCAAACAGGAUGGUGGAGGAGUGUGUCAGGGAUGAGUAUCAAUGCAUAGGCAGGCAGCCUUAUCAAGAGUCCCUUUUAUCCUGAAGUACAUACACCUUCUUUGUGGUCUAAUUUUUGCAUCUUUGCAUUUGCUUAUAUCCUGAUAUUGUGCAGCAGUUUGCUGAAUUCAGCCCACGCCUGCUAUAUUAAUAUUUUAUUUUUCAAUCUCCAAAGAUUUUCUUGCUAUUUAUUAAAAAAAAAAAGUCUCCUUUUGCUACCGAAUGUGUUAAAAUAUCUCCGCUUUCAGCCAUCCUGGGCUCAAACAUCCAGCAUUGUCGAGUGAUAAAAUAAUAUCUAUCAAGAUAAGCAGUUCCCCCAAUAACAGUCCCCUUUCCGGGAUGGUGGGGCAGAUUCGGAGCUGCUUAUUGGCCGAUGGGAGUGGAACUUCAAACAGCAAUACAGUGAGCUGGUUAUGGGGAGAGCCAAAGUUGGUUUUAGUUGUGGGAAGAAAGUUUUUCUACUAAUUCUAAUAAGCCUGCUGCAAUGUAUGAUAAUAUUGAAUGUCUGCACACAUUAUUUUGGGCCAUACACACCUUCGUAGUUCAUGUUAGAGCAUAUUUUACUAAAGUAACUGCUGCGGAUCUGUUUGUCAUGCACUCAGUAUCUUUGUUUUGUGCGUGAAAUGGGGCUGGUGAUAAAAUAUGGUCGCCGUAUUCCCAACCAUGAUCACUGCACAUUGGGAUUCUGUUCCACCAGGGUAUUAUUCUGUGACUCUUGGGUAAACCAGAAAUACUUGCUGGAGCUUGUAGUGCUUUAGAAACUUCAGGACUUUGAGUGGGAAAAAAUAAUUCUUCAUAAAAUUCAGUGGAAAGAUUCCCCAUUAUCAGCCUGGUUACUGGCUCUUCUGACUGGAAAUGCGCCGCAUGUGGCCCCAAAACAUUGGCUCUUUUUUUUAUGACAUUUAUUCAAUUAAGAAAAUUAUUUGAAUAAAGUUGGUGAAGAUUGUUCACUUUGCAGCAUAGAAUGCCAUUACCCAUUGGGUAAGAAUCCCAGCUGCCUAAUAGUGCAGUGACAUGCUCAAAGGCAUACAGAUAUCAUUCUACACCACACACUCUGGAACUUGUCUGUGGUCACCCCACUAGCUGAGUGACUGCAAUGACAUGUGGACAGUCACGGAACAGAGCAUUUACAAAUCUGUAAAAU